Messenger RNA from Closterium sp. Yama58-4, 2394 nucleotides. NCBI's taxonomy places the organism in Eukaryota, Viridiplantae, Streptophyta, Zygnematophyceae, Desmidiales, Closteriaceae. The record is from the annotation of a GenBank genome assembly.
AUGCCAGCCUUUCUCUUUCGAUGCCAACUGCUUCACGCUGCCGCUUGGCUAAGUUACUCAAGCAGCCAGCCGGUUCUCCCACCAGCAUCUGUGCUCACCAAGGGGACACAGCGCGAGACGAGGGGGAGCUUCACCGCAGCACCAGUGAUGCUGUUUGUGUACGAGGCAGGGCAGGCGCUGUCGCGGUGUGGGCUGCAGCUUGCUUUCCAUGCCAACUUCACCUUCUCCCUCUCGCCUCAGUCUGGCCGCGUGGGCUUCAACGGCUUUGCCUUUGUUGUCUCGGCGACGGACCGGGUGGGGAGCAGUGCCGGUGUGGGGUACGGUGGAAUGGACAAGCGGAGCAUGGCGGUGGAGUUUGACACCCGGCAGGACAAGCAGCACGGCGACAUGAGCAGCCAGCAUGUGGGGUUGAACGUUCGAGGCGAGGACAGGUCGCUAGCCGCUGUGAGGUCGCCUUUUCCUCUGAGCAAUAGGAAGGCGUACACGGUGUGGGUGGACUAUGAGCCGGGGGACCCUGGCACCAUCCAGGUCUUCCUGGCUGACUCACAGGAGAAGCCGCAGGAGGCACUGCUGGAGAGGAGGCUGGCGCUGUGUGAGGUGCUGCAGGGUGCAGCCGAGCAGCCCGCCUUCUUCUUUGGCUUCGUGGCGUCCACCACUGUGAAGCCGUUUCAACGGCACGUCAUUCUUGAAUCGACCGUGGACACAGUGCUUGUGGAGGUGACGAUAGUUCUGGUGAAGAUGAGGGCAGUGCCGGCGAAGAUGAGAUCAGUGCUGAUGAAGGUGAGGGUAGAGCUGGUGAAGAUGAGGGUGGUGCCGGUGAAUAAGGGUGCUGGUGUUCAUGAGGGCCUUCCUGCUUCUCCCCGAACAGUCGUACGUUAUCCAGGUGCUUGUUGGGCUUUUGCGCUGGUGGCAAGCGUGGAAGCGGCAUACGGCAUUGCAAUGAACGCAGAGGCGCCACAGCUGUCAGUGGAGUCACUCUUUGCAGCCAUGGGGCUCACCUCCGAAGCUGACAAGUGCAUCACAGGGGGCUCUCCCACCGAAGCGUUUGAAAGGCUUCUCACGCUGCCGCGUGCUGGAGUCACAGAGGCUGGUGCUCCUGUGAGUAGUGAGAAGAAGUACUACCCUGUUCACGGAUUUGAGCGCACGCGGUUCAAGUUGUUUGUGGGGCUUAUGCUGGCAGUGCGACGACAGCCAGUGGUGGUUCACAUCGAGGCUUCUGCUCCAGAGUUUGCGCAAUAUGACAGGACCUUCAAGUUCCAGGAUCCUGGCUGCUAUACCGGCAGACUGAACCAUGUUGUACUCGUUGUUGGCUACUUCGUCUUGAGGAAUGACGGCAGCCAAAGUCGCAUUGCACCUCCAUUUUGGAUCAUCCGCAACUCGUGGGGAGUGGAGUGGGGCGACCGGGGCCACAUGCGCAUGGACAUUCAGGGAGGGGAUGGCGUGUGUGGCAUCAACGUGCUGCCUGGCAUCUACCCCAUCGUCAAAAUGGACGUAUGUGGGUCUGACUUGAAGAACCCCUGCUACGUGGGCGCAUGCAUCAACGAUGGCAAGGGCUCCUACUCCUGCAUCUGCCCUCCCAACUACGUUGCCAGCACAACAAUUGACAGUUUUCCCACCUGCGACCCAGUCCUUGUUCUGUAUUCUGUUGGAUUCUACCAAGACAUAUCUCUCCUUCCUUACCUCCCCUCUCUACUCUGUGUCAGCAGCCUAGUGCACAUAGUACAACCGUGCUCCGUUCAAGUCUCUCUACCUGUUCAGCCCUCCAAAGCUUUCUUCCGCAUCCUCACCGUGACCUUUAGCCCUUGGCAUCAUUCCUCUCUUUCCAGACCCCCUUGCUUCUGUGCUGCGUCACCUCAGCAAGGCUGUCAUGUCAUCUCCACCUGCUAUGAAUCACCUGCGUCACCUCAGCAAGGCUGUCCGUGCUCCUUUUGCAUCAAGCAUCCAAGCCUUCUCUCCUGUCACUCAACCCUCCAGAGCGACACAUGCUGGUCCAUCAGCGCGCAGCUCUUCCUCACCAGCAGAAACCUCACGGCACUCAAUCCCGGCCUCAACUGCUCUGAGCCCAUCAAGGCGGGCCGCUCUCUGUGCAUCGAGCGCAACGCCACCUUUGCUUUCACCGUCCCUCAGUGCUUGCGAUAUGGCUUGCUCACACCACAGGACACGUGUGAGCGCCUGCUGCUGCAGGUGGCGGGGAUUGAGGACGACCCAACCGGGGCUGGGAAGGUGGAUGCCAUGCGCUGGGCUGAGCUGUACCGCAACAAUCCCGGCCUCAUCUGCUCGAGUGUCAUCCCAGCCUCCGCCUCUGCUGUUGGCAGCAACACUGGCCUGCAGGUGAGGGUUGGAGGGGAAUCGGAACGGGGUGCACAAGAGAUGGGAGGGAAAAAUAGAGGGUAA